Toxorhynchites rutilus septentrionalis is the source of this 3150-nucleotide messenger RNA. RefSeq lists its product as uncharacterized. Gene Ontology annotation, molecular function: zinc ion binding; nucleic acid binding. The record is from RefSeq and is a predicted model, not a curated record. Bases 1 to 3150 code for a protein of 1049 amino acids. Lineage: Eukaryota; Metazoa; Arthropoda; Insecta; Diptera; Culicidae. The transcript has a single exon.
AUGGCUCCAAGUUUGCGGACACUAUCUCGGCAGGAACGUUUCUGCACUGACUCAAUGAAAAAUCUUGUUGAUCAGGUUAGCAAUUACGAUGAGCAAAGUGACAAAAAUUUACUGGAAGGAAGAGUGGAAGAAAUUUUUGCGCAGUUUCAGUCGGUUCGUUUGCAGAUCGAAUUGGAGGAAGAUGAGGGUAAAUCUAUUGAUACCUCAUACGCGGAUGAAGAAGAAAAUCGCAGGAUACGCGAUGAAUUUGAACGUAACUAUAUGAUGGUGUAUGGGUUCAUUGUUACUGAACUUAGCAAACAGACCAAUACCGAUUCCGAUGCAAAUAAGGUUAUCGUUUCCAAAACACGUGAUAACUCUGACCAAAUGUUUUCUCGUAUCAAGUUGCCGGAAGUGAAGCUUCCGUCAUUCGACGGUUCCAUAACCAAUUGGCUCACUUUUCGCGACAUUUUCGUGAGCAUGAUAGAUUCGAACUCACAGUUGAAACCUGUAGACAAGUUCACAUACUUACUAUCGUCACUCCCAAAAGAAGCAAAACGAGUGAUCGAGUCAGUAGAAUUGACUGGUGCGAAUUACGCAGUAGCUUGGGAGCUACUAAAUAAACGUUUCGACAACAAAAAACUUGUAGUGAAAAAUUAUAUUGAUUCUCUUCUCUCAAUUGAACCUAUGCGUAGGGAAUGCUAUGAGUCCCUAACACGCAUUAUCGAUGAUUUUGAACGAAAUCUUAGCAUGAUACAGAAGAUGGGAAUACCCACCGAUGGAUGGAGCGUACUUUUAGCACACAUGCUGUGCGCACGCUUAGAAGGAGCCACACUUAAGAUGUGGGAGCAACAUCAUAAAUCUACGGAUGUACCUACUUACGAAGAUCUGAUUGAGUUUUUACGAGGUCACGCAUCAGUACUACAGUCUUUAUCGUCAUCGUACAAAUCUCGUAAUCCCGAAUUCGCUAAAACAGAACCUGUUCGGCCAAUGAAACCGAAAUUAAUUCACGCUGUCACCAGUAACUUAUCGUCCAAAUUAUGCAUAUUCUGCAAGCAAGGUACACAUUCUGCAUUCCACUGCGACGCACUUCGUAAAAUGAACGAUUCUCAACGCUUUGAUGCCGUCAAAAGGAGUUCGCUGUGUAUCAAUUGUCUUUCGCCGAGUCAUCUCGUCAAACAAUGCCCAUCGAGCUCUUGUAGAGUCUGUGGACAAAAGCACCACACUAUGCUACAUCAAAAUGCCACAUUUCGCACACCAGAUCCUUCAAACUCGAAACACAUACCACCAGAAAGCAUACUCGAAUCCAACAGACCUCAACCUUCUCGCAAACCUCUAGCUGCCCAGCCUCUCGCCAACCCUUCAGCUCAGCCCUCUAACAUUGACAUACCUUCGACUUCGACCACCACCAGCUGCAUAUCGACCACUCUGAUAGGAAAUAUUCGAACAGUUCCUUCCACCGUAUUACUGCAAACCGCUGUCGUAAAAGUUUCGAAUCUUAACGGAUACGCCGUUUGGGCAAGAGCAUGGCUUGACCCAGCAUCGCAAAUAAAUUUGAUCACGGAGCAAUUAGCACAAAGACUAACACUACGAAGAUACAAAAACCACCAAGAAAUUGGAGGUGUAGGAAAUUCGCAAAUCAUCUCAUCUCACUCUGUCGUCGCACGAAUUCAUUCUCAUUGUUCGAAUUUUAUCGCUGAUUUCUCGCUACAUGUUUUGCCGGGAAUCACCAGAGAACUCCCGAGCAGGACAAUUCAUACAGAAAAAUGGAAACUUCCCAAAAAUAUCGUACUCGCCGACCCUACAUUCAACGAACCUAGUCCAAUCGACAUGAUUUUAGGAAUGGAGGUUUAUUAUGAUCUGAUUGAAGACGGACUUAUACGACUAGGUCCAGAGCAACCGGUUUUGCAAAAAACUGUCCUAGGAUGGGUGGUGUCGGGAAAAGUAGGACCACCACCAUCAACAACACCCAGUUUUACGCACGUUUGUAAGGCGCAAUCUUACGAUAACCAACUAGCACGCCUUUUCGAGCUAGAAACUUGCCAAACUAGCAGCACAUUCUCCGUAGAGGAAACGUAUUGUGAAGCACAUGUUUCCAACACAACUACACGUUAUGCUACCGGACGAUUUUUUGUUCGUCUUCCGAAGCGCUCUGACAAAAUUUCCACGCUUGGUAGCUCAAAGGAAGUUGCCGCUCGUCGCUUUUUCUCUUUAGAGCGUCGCUUAACCUUAAAUUCCUCAUUGAAAAAAUCCUAUUGCGAAUUUAUUGAAGAAUAUCGCCGACUGGGUCAUAUGAUAGAAGCAUCGCCAGACAAACCCAAUAGUAAUUUGCCAACAUACUAUUUACCGCACCAUUGCAUAGUUAAACCCGAAAGUCUUACUACGAAAUUGAGGGUCGUGUUCGAUGCCUCCUGUGCUACUGACACCGGAGUGUCAUUAAACGAUGUACUCAUGGUCGGACUUGUCGUGCAAGACGACUUGAUCGCGAUAAUUUUACGUUUUCGUAUGUUUCGAUACGCAAUAAUAUCGGAUAUCGAAAAAAUGUUCCGGCAGAUUGUCGUUCAUCCAUCCGACUGUCAACUCCAACAAAUCUUAUGGCGAGACUCGCCCACAGAACCACUAAAGACUUACCAACUUACAACAGUCACUUACGGAAUGUCGAGUGCCCCGUACCUGGCAACCAGAUGUUUGAAGGAGUUAGCCAAAAUUGGUGAAAAUGAAUAUCCUCUCGCCGCAAGAGUGACAUCCAAUGACUUUUACAUGGAUGAUUUAUUAACCGGAGUUAAUGAUAUCGCGACAGGUCGGCAGCUGUGUGCGCAGCUGAUACAAUUACAUCAGUCCGCCGGGUUUUGCUUACGCAAGUGGUCUUCCAACUGUCCUCCAGUUCUUGAAAUGGUUCCUCCUAGCUUGCGAGAUGAGAGAACGCUUUUAGAGUUGGAGCCUUCUUCGAAUCCAAUAAAAACACUAGGGCUACAGUGGCAAACGACAACGGAUCAGUUUCUCUUCAAUGUUCCGCGAUGGAACGAUUGUAAGACGUUCACGAAAAGAGUCAUUUUGUCAGAUGCUGCUAAACUCUUUGAUCCACUUGGAUUAGUUGGACCAGCUAUUGUCACAGCUAAGAUUUAUUUGCAACACCUUUGGCGAAACCAAAAAAAUGGCGAAAAAAAAUGA